Messenger RNA from Tachyglossus aculeatus (Australian echidna), 3391 nucleotides. RefSeq names its product TNF alpha induced protein 2 (gene TNFAIP2). Gene Ontology annotation, cellular component: exocyst. NCBI's taxonomy places the organism in Eukaryota, Metazoa, Chordata, Mammalia, Monotremata, Tachyglossidae. The record is from RefSeq and is a predicted model, not a curated record. Gene Ontology annotation, molecular function: SNARE binding. The transcript has 13 exons. Gene Ontology annotation, biological process: exocytosis; exocyst localization. The coding region runs from base 193 to 2370 and encodes 725 amino acids.
GGCAAGGCCGGAGGGAAGGAGGCCCCGUGCCCCUCUGUGCCCAGCACAGCUCUCUCUCCCCCACUCCACCGCUCCUGCUCCCUCUGCGGACAGGGCCCGGGGAGGGGAAUUCCAAUCGAUCCGAUGAGAUGAGUUGGGCCAAUCCCCAAGUAAAUCGAGAUCCCAAGCGAAACCAGGACGGGGCCGUCCGAGAUGGCCAGAUCCAGUCAUCCAGAUGGCCGCCAUCCUGCCGGAACGGGGACAGCUAAGGAUCAUUUCCCAGGAAAGAGCAGGAUCAUUUCAAAGGCGCUGCAGGGUCCGGGCAAGAUGUUGAAGAUGCUGACGCUCCUCCUUCCAGACUCCCCUGAAGCAGGCAAGGCAUCUCCAGGGGACAACGAGUCCCUACCGAGCGGGAGCCCCCCCGGAAGAUCGGCCUCCGUCUCAGACCCUGAAUCGGGCACCGGGUCCUUGGCUUCCUCGGAGGAACAAACGCCGUCCAAGGAGCAGGGGACGACGGCGAACAAGAAGAAAAAGAAAAAAUUUGGCAAAAAGCUACUCAAAGCCAUUUCCAAAGGAAGGAAACCAAGGGAGAAGCCCAUCCAAGUGGAGCAGGAAAAUGACAGACAGAUCAUGACAGCGGAGGAGAUCAGAGAGGACAUCCAGAACAAGAGGCUGGAGGUGGCCGGGCACCUGCUCGCCCUGGAACGGGAGCUGAACCGGCCGGUGGACGGCAGGAGCGAGGAGGAGCUCAUCCGAGACCUGAGCAAGGUGGAGGCCCUGUACGAGCUGCUGAAAGGCCAGGUGUUGGCCGUGGCGGGCGACGCGCUGGCCGUGGCCAAGACGGACCCCCGGCGCCUGCAGCAGGCGGCCGAGGUGAUCGCCCAGCAAGAGGAGGAGGACCGGAGGUACGCCGCCGAAGGGGCCUCUUCGCCCGCCGGGAAGCUGGCCAAGACCCGGCCCCGCGGGUGGCAGCAGCUCUGGAGGGAGGCGGUGAAGAAGUCGGUGGAAGAGCGCAUGGUGCGACCGGCCACUGCGCCCGGGAGGGAAGGCCUCUCGGAGGCGGCCCAGAGCUUCCUCCACAUGGGCUUGACCAUGAAGGAUGACCUCCUGGCCGUGGCCGGGCAGGUGAGGCAGUACUUCCCGGAAGAAUUCGACGUGUUCCACACCUACGCCGCCUGCUACCACAAUUACUUCUCGGCCCAGAUGACCCUCAUGGCCCAGUUUGAGCUGGGGGACAACGACACCUACCUGCUCCUCUCCUGGGUGCAGAGCCUUUACCCCAAGGAAAUCCUCAACCACCCAGGCUUGGCAGGGGAACUGAAGGGGGCCGGGUUCGACAGCCUCUUGCCCCCAAGACAGAUCCGCCAGCUGGAAGCCACUUUCUUGUCCAAUGAGAAGGCAAAUGUCCACUUGCUGAUGGCCAAAGGGCUGGAGGUGGAGGUGAAGCACUGGUCAGAGGACAAAGCACCACAGAAGCUGGAUGGGCAUUACCACAGUGAAUUACCCAUUGACAUCAUCCAGAUCAUGUCCAGCAGACAGAAGAAGGCCGAGGACCUCAACGCAGAUCUGGGCAAACAGAUGAAGCACAUGCUGCUGAUUGAGCUCCCAGGGUUCCUGAGAAGCUACCAGACAGCAUUUGAAGACUUUAAAGAGAAGUGCAAGCAGCAGAAGCACUACAAGGCCACCGUGAUUGCCAACAUUAACAACUGCCUGGCUUUCAGGGACUACAUUAAGAGAAUCACCUCAUCACUCGAGAAAACCCCACCGGCUUACAUUUUCACCCCACUGGAUGAUGUCGAAAACAGUGGGUUUGAAGUCUUGCUUCAGGAUCUGUUUCUGGAGUUAAAGCCACUGUUCAAGAGGUUCAAGCAGAACAAAUGGACAGCAAACGAAGGAACCCUGGAAGACAUCCUUAGAACCGCAGGGGAGCAUAUCCCGGAGUUCACGACUCUUCUCUCCCAUUACCGCCAGACCAUCAUGGAGAGGCUCCACCUGCACCUGGUAAAGGAGUACAUCAUGAGGCUCUGCAAGAAGCGGUUUGUGCUGAAAUCCCCAGACCAGCAGCAGCAGCUGGCCAAGCAGAUCACGAGCAACUCGCAGGCCCUUCAGGAUUUCUGCAUGGAGAACGGAUCUUUGGGCAGCUGGCUGGAGCCAGUCCUCCGCAGUUUGGCCGAGAUCAUCCGACUCCAGGACCUGAGUGCUAUCCAGAUGGAAGUGGCGACGUUUGUGCAGAGAUAUCCAGAUUUCAGCAAAGCGCACCUGGGAGCCAUCCUGUCCAUCAAGGGGAACCUGUCAAGCAGUGACGUGAAAAGCAUCAAGAGCAUCCUGGAAGUCAGCCCCAAACCUACAGAUCCUUCCAAGGCCUUAUUUUCCUUUAUUAAGGUCGGUUAGCUUUCUCCGCCCACCCUUAGCUCUCCUGCUGGAGUCGGUCACCGGGUGAACUUGUAGUAAACACUUGCAGCAAGGGGCCCUGGUCCUGCCCAUCCUUUAGCCCAGUUUGAUCCUCGAAUCCUCAGCUGAAGAACACCGGGGGAACUCUUCAGCCAGCUCAAACGUGUACGACUCCAAGAGGGGUCAGGGCCAGGACAAGAGAUUGCCCAACUUGAAGGGAAAUCAGCUUCAGCCACUUCUAAGUGGUCGUGUCCGAUUUUGAGGACUAUCUGCCUCCUUUCACUGUUCCUUCCUACUCUCACCGGCUGGAAACCUGCCUGGCCUCAGUUCCCUGCCCACUCUGCAGCCCUCUCCAUCCGUUCUGGAGGAGGACUCCAGGUACUGCUGACUCAAGACCACCUCUCCCAUCACCCUGACAUGACCUGACAUUACCUAAUCUGUUGGGCAUCAUCCACUGUUUGAAUUGUCAGCAUCACUUCUCCUUUGGAAGGGAGAGUCGAGAGUUCAUUUGCAAGUAUUCUUCAAAGGUUGCAUUCCCUUCUGGGCAGUGAGGUUGACCAGAUCCUUGGGAUUUCAUAGCACGAUUCCUCAGAUUGCACUCUCCUUCAUCUGGGGAGGGAAGACCUGGGAACCCAAGCUCUUCCGAUUCCAAUCCCUUUCUCCCUCUUAUCCCUCCAUGGUCGCUCUCAUAUAAAUGGCCCCCCACACCAAUCCUCCUCUUCUUUCCAGGCCUCCUUUCCCUCUCCCAUAGGAUGGUCCAGGGCUCACAUAGGUUCAGAUUAAUCAGAAGUCCAACUUUGUGCCUGACUUCCCUGGGGCCAGCCCACAGCAGUGUGGCCUCGGCAUCCAGGAUCUGGAGUCUAGGAGCACUGGAUCUUGGCCCAUAAAUCCCAAGGUGACUUUGGGGCACCCCAGGGAUGGGAAGAAGAUGAUCUUUGACCUUCCUCUUCCCUCUCUGGAGUCCUGGGAGAUGUUUUGGAGGUGCCCUCAAGCUCUGAGGAUUAAGAAUCUGGCCGAAGCA